UUGGCUAUUGAAGACACAAAAUGCUACGACAAAAAAAAAUUAGCCGCAUGCAAAGUCUGGAAGCUCGCUAGGGCCCCGAAGUUCGAAUCGCGAGUCGGCCCUUUUUUCCACACAGUCCGAGACUGCAGGGCCAGGUGCCUGCCUCGAAGGGAGCCGCUCUAGGACAUUUUUGCAGGAGGGCAAAGCACGGUGUGCUCUCAAAGGGGAGCAGGGUUUUUGUACGGACGGGGAACGCUACAAGUGCAGAGAGCAACUGCCGCGCGGCCGUCUGACAGGUUGACGAAAUUUUGGGUUCGAUAUUCGGAGUUUGAUUCUUUGUCGAAAUGAGCUCUGCGAGUGGAAGGACGUUGUUGGCCCGGUUCUUGACGCCGGACGGCGAGCAAGUAGGGCCGGCCAUGUCAGUCCCGGAAACCAUAACAGCCUCCAAGUUGUCGCUUCUCCUGAACAAGCACAUCUUGAAAAACCCCGAGCAGCUGCCGUACAAUUUUUACCUUCAAGAUGAGGGGAUUUCCUCAACGUUGAUUGAGACGCUAGAGAGAGUCAGAAAGAGCGAGUCGGGCAAGGCCGCUACGAAGGAAGGAGCGAGUGGUCUUUCGGAGGAAUCGAUUUUGAAGAUCGUUUACGAGCCUCAGGCAAUCUUUCGAGUUCGGAGGAUGACUCGAUGCAGCAGCUCUCUUCCAGGACACACAGAGGCAAUUUUGAGCGUACAAUACAGCCCCGAUGGAAAGAGGUUGGCGACUGCGUCUGGGGACACAACCGUUCGACUUUGGGAUUCCGACACGGAAACGCCAUAUAGCGAGUGUCGCGGACACACAAACUGGGUGCUGUGUGUGAGAUGGAGUCCGGACGGUAGGUGGGUGGCGUCCGGAAGUAUGGACAAGACAGUGCGUCUUUGGAACCCGAGAACGGGAGAAAUGUGUGGUGUUAUGUCGGGGCAUUCUCAGUUUGUGACUGCACUAGAUUGGGAGCCGCUUCACGUAAAUUCGGCUUGUCGUCGACUAGUGAGCGCUUCCAAAGAUGGUCAAGCUAAAGUUUGGGACGUCGUCCAACAGAAGUGCUUGUUCUCGCUGACGUCGCACACAAUGAGCGUAACGAGCGUAAGGUGGGGAGGAGAGGGACUCAUCUACACUGCGAGUCAAGACCGCACGAUUAAAGUUUGGUCGGCUUCCGACGGCCGACUAGUUCGAAACUUGGUCGGCCACGGGCAUUGGGUCAAUACGCUUUCUCUGAAUACAGAUUACGCGCUGCGAACUGGCGCCUACGAUCACACCGGUCGAGAGUACUCGAGCUUGAAGGAGAGCCAAGAAAGAGCUCUCCAGCGCUGGACCGAAGUCAAGGGAAAGGGCUCGGAAAUCCUGGCCAGCGGAUCGGACGAUACCACCGUAUAUCUCUGGGCCCCGGGACAAAGCGACAAGCCCAUCAAACGACUCACCGGACACGCCAGACUCAUCAACAUCGUCAGCUGGAGUCCGAACGGAAGGCACAUUGUGACGGCCUCGUUCGACAAAAACUUGAAGCUGUGGACUCAGAGCGGAAAAUUCGUCGCCAGCUUCCGAGGACACGUCGGAGAGGUCUACCAAGUUUCUUGGUCUUCAGACAGCAGACUCCUGGUCUCCGGAUCCAAAGACUCCACUCUCAAGGUGUGGGACAUAGAAACAAAAAAACUCGCGGAAGAACUGCCCGGACACGCGGACGAAGUUUACGCCGUGGAUUGGGCACCGGACGGACAACACGUCGCAAGCGGCUCCAAAGACAGGCUGUUAAAAAUAUGGGCGAGCUAAAAAAAACCGUUUACACAAACGCGUGCGCAUUAAAAACCAUUUGAGCCACAGAAAUUGUGUUUUUAAGCGUUCAAACGGUAACUUUCUGCAUUACUUGCUCCUCGUUUUCCCUCUUGGCCAGCUCCAAAUCUCUCUUUAUGGCCUCCAAAUCUAUUUGUCCGAGCCUUGCUCUGAGCUCGGAGUACCUCUCUUCAAGUUCUAGUCCCUCGCGCUUCAAGCGUCCGUUCUUCUCCGACAACUCAAUCAGCUGGUCAAAUAACCGGUCGAGCGCCCGCAGCUCGUCGUAUAUAAGCUUUGCCCGCGAUUUUUUCUUGAUCUCUACCAAAAUUUUUUCCUCUGCGCUAAAGUAGCUGCGCUGAAUCAUCUCCAUGAGCCCGUUCACCUCUCUUUUGACUUCGAGAAGAUGCUCGGCGUUUUUAAAAAGCUCGAGGUUUUGUCGCUCAAUGCUCUUCAGUAAAUUCAUGAUGCACGCUAUGUACACCUCGCGACUGCUCUUAGAAGAACUUUCGUACAUGCGAGACAAGUUGCUCAUUUCGCGAUCCAACUCGGCCAGCUUCUGAGUCAGUGACCUGACCGACCCUCUCAGCUGGUCUGCAUGCUCUUCUUUUUCUAGCCUUACGCUUUCUUGCUGUGAAGCCAAUGCACGAGCUUCUCGAUAGCGCUCAAUAAAACCUAGACGAGAAUUUUCCCAA
This is a messenger RNA of Schistocerca gregaria, 2473 nucleotides long. RefSeq lists its product as uncharacterized. Lineage: Eukaryota; Metazoa; Arthropoda; Insecta; Orthoptera; Acrididae. The coding region runs from base 324 to 1781 and encodes 485 amino acids. The transcript has 3 exons. Gene Ontology annotation, molecular function: protein binding. The record is from RefSeq and is a predicted model, not a curated record. Gene Ontology annotation, biological process: ribosomal large subunit assembly. Gene Ontology annotation, cellular component: nucleolus.